CACACAUCUUACGGAUAUCAUUUGUAUUAUUGUACUACUUAUAUGUCAUUUGUAUGUAACUAUGCACUAGAUUAGUCUUUUAUGUAGUUGGGCUACCGGGCCCAUAUUAGUGGCCCGGCCCGUUAUUCCUCUAUUUAUACUCCUUUUGGAGCUUGUAAACCCUAGAUCUCAAUUCAUUAUCAUUCUAUUAUUCAUCUUCUCCACAAUACUUGAGCUCAAAUCUCUACAUUUUAUACAUACUUGGAUCCUAAGAAUCCAUCAAUGGUGUUCUCGUUGAGAGAUUAGAGCACAAUCAAGUGAGAAACCCUCCCAAAAAUAUCAAAAACUUCAUCCAAAAUACGAGAACUCAGUCAAAAACGGAGCUGGAAAUGUCAAGAACAAAAAAGAUCAAUCUGAAAAAAUCUAGAUCCAGGUGACAAAAGUCGCUGCAGAGGUCGUCGGACGCCGCCACGGCAGAAAAUUGCCGCUGGAACUCACCGACCUGUUCACUGAUCUCGCCGGCCUUGGAGUUGACACCGGACGCAGUUUGCUGAAGCUUGCCGCUGCUCCAGUAGGAGCAGAUCUUGAAGUCUCCUGAGCCGGAGCUAUCAUCGCAGUCUUCGAAGCCGCCCUGCAAGCAAACGCCUGCGGAUGCCCCAGAUCUCGCCACCAACGUCGAAGCAUCGCCGCCCAGAUCUCACCGGCACUGCUCCAGGAUGCGCCGUUGCUCCGGAUCUGAUUUCCCAAGGGCGGUCCACCAUUAAUGGCCGUUUGGGAGCUCCUGGAAGGGAUGUUCGACCUCGCGUUCAGGAUUCUCCACCUUCUCCCGUUACAACCAACGCUUGAAGCUUGCUUCUUCGCCGGUGCUGCCAGUCGCAGCUCCGCGAUCGUCUGGUGAGCCCUCCAUUAAUGGCCACAGCAAUUUCCCUGUUCAAAGCUUCCACUCCAGAUCUCGCCGGAGACAGGGCAACGUCGAACGGAGCAGCAGCAGUUCCGACGAGUCUUUUCCACUCUCCGGCGACGCCCAGGGACGAGAAUCUAUGAUGAUUUCACGCACCCUCACUCCUCUGACAGUGACCGAAGACCCACCGCAAAAAUGGCCGGCAGAAUGCCCUGCGACCAGCGGCAGAGGUAUCUCCUCCUCCAUUUCUCCUAUCUCAUUCGCAGAAGCCAAAGGGAUUUGAUGAAUGGGCCCUAAGUUGACCCAGUCAACUGUUGAAGAUGCUUGGAAACUUUCAGCCAAGAUGGCAGCAGUAGUAAAUCGGUGAUGGGCCACAAUUUCUUCAUCAGCCCACAGUUCAGCCCAUUUCACAGCUAAGUGCCCAAUACUCUUAUAUAUACUCUUAAAAUAUUUAUUAAAUGAUAGUAGUAUAAUUAUUACUAUUAUUAAUUAUAUUAUUUCCACCACCAUUAUGGCGGGUUAAAAACCCCCCGAGGUGGUGAAGACCAUUAUGAGGGAUUAAAAUUUCCCGAGGUCGCUAAUGAAAAUUUAUUAUUGGCGUUAUUAUUUUCACCAUCGCCUCGUCAUCAUUUAUUUGGACCGACUCCUCAUCGUAGUUGUCCUCACAUCACGACCGGCCCCUCGGCCUCGGCGUGAUCAUCUAUCUCAAGACCGGCUUCCUCAGCGCCGUGAGUCUUGAGCUAGCGAUCGGGCUCGCCAUCCCUUCCCGGAUGGUGACCAUCGCCUUUAUAUGACGAUCGGCUUCAUCAGCGCCUCGUCAUCAUAUUAUAGGACCGGCUCCUCAUCGCCGUUGUCCUCACAUCACGGCCGGCCCCUCGGCCUCGGCGUGAUCAUCUAUCUCAAGACCGGCCUCCUCAGUGUCGCGAGUCUUGAGCUAGCGAUCGGGCUCGUCAUCCCUUCCCGGAUGGUGACCAUCGCCUCUAUAUGACGAUCGGCUUCAUCAGCGCCUCGUCAUCAUAUUAUAGGAACGGCUCCUCAUCGCCGUUGUCCUCACAUCACGGCCGGCCCCUCGGCCUCGGCGUGAUCAUCUAUCUCAAGACCGGCUUCCUCAGCGCCGCGAGUCUUGAGCCAGCGAUCGGGCUCGCCAUCCCUUCCCGGAUGGUGACCAUCGCCUUUAUAUGACGAUCGGCUUCACCAUCGCCUCAUCAUCAUUUAUUUGGACCGACUCCUCAUCGUCGUUGUCCUCACAUCACGACCGGCCCCUCGGCCUCGGCGUGAUCAUCUAUCUCAAGACCGGCUUCCUCAGCGCCGUGAGUCUUGAGCUAGCGAUCGGGCUCGCCAUCCCUUCCCGGAUGGUGACCAUCGCCUUUAUAUGACGAUCGGCUUCAUCAGCGCCUCGUCAUCAUAUUAUAGGACCGGCUCCUCAUCGCCGUUGUCCUCACAUCAUGGCCGGCCCCUCGGCCUCGGCGUGAUCAUCUAUCUCAAGACCGGCUUCCUCAGCGCCGCGAGUCUUGAGCUAGCGAUCGGGCUCGCCAUCCCUUCCCGGAUGGUGACCAUCGCCUUUAUAUGACGAUCGGCUUCAUCAGCGCCUCGUCAUCAUAUUAUAGGACCGGCUCCUCAUCGCCGUUGUCCUCACAUCACGGUCGGCCCCUCGGCCUCGGCGUGAUCAUCUAUCUCAAGACCGGUUUCCUCAGCGCCGCGAGUCUUGAGCCAGCGAUCGGGCUCGCCAUCCCUUCCCGGAUGGUGACCAUCGCCUUUAUAUGACGAUCGGCUUCACCAUCGCCUCGUCAUCAUUUUUUUGACCGACUCCUCGUCGUCGUUGUCCUCACAUCACGACCGGCCCCUCGGCCUCGGCGUGAUCAUCUAUCUCAAGACCGGCUUCCUCAACGCCGAGAGUCUUGAGCUGGCGAUCGGGCUCAUCAUCUCUUCCCGGAUGGUGACCAUCGCCUCUAUAUGAUGAUCGGCUUCACCAUCGCCUCGUCAUCAUUAUUUGGACCGACUCCUCAUCGUCGGCGUCCUCAUAUCACGAUCGACCCCCUCGGCCUCGAUGUGAUUAUUUAUCUCGAGACCGGUGUUAGUCAUCCCUUCCCGGAUGGCGACCGUUGCAUGGAUCUUCGGACCGGCCCCUCAGUGCCUUCGUCCUCAUAUCAUGACCGGCCCCCUCGGCCUCGACGUGAUUAUUUAUCUCGAGACCGGUCUUAGUCAUUCCUUUACCGAGUGACGACCGUUGCAUGGAUUUUUGGACCGGCCCCUCAUCGCCGUCGUCCUCACAUCAUGCCCGGCCCCUCGGUCUCGGCGUGAUUAUCUAUCUCAAGACCGGCUUCCUCAGCGCCGAGAGUCUUGAGCUGGCGAUCGGGCUCACCAUCCCUUCCUGGAUGGUGACCGUUGCCUCUAUAUGACGAUUGGCCCAUCAUGGCCUCGUCAUCAUUUAUUGGAACGGCUCAUCAUCGCCGUCAUGCUCACAUCGCGGCAGACCCCUCGGUCUCAACGCGAUCUUGAGCUAGCGACUGGGCUCACCAUCCCUUCCUGGAUGGUGACCAUCGCCUCUAUAUGACGGCCGGCUCAUCAUUGCCCCGUCAUCAUAUUUCGGAUUGGCUCUUUUCAUCGCCAUCCGCGCAUCACGACCGACCCCUCGGCCUCGGCGUGACUAUCUAUCUACAGACCGGCUUUCUCAGCGCCGAGGGUCUUGAGCUAGCGAUCGGGCUCGCCAUCCCUUCCUGGAUGGUGACCAUCGCCCUUAUAUGACGAUUGGCUUCAUUCUUGCCUCGUCAUCAUAUUAUCGGAUCGGCUCAUCAUCUCCGUCCGCACAUCACGAUCGGCCCCUCGGCCUCGGCGUGAUUAUCUAUCCCCAAGACCGGUCUUAGUCAUUCCUUCAUCGGAUGGCGACCGCUGCUUGGACUUUUGGAUCAGCCUCAUAGUGCUGACGACCCCGCAUCACGAUCGGCCCCUCGGCCACGACGUCACACCCUAUCCCAACACCGGCUUCAUCAGCGCCGAGUGUGUUGGGCUAGCGAUCAGGCUCGCCAUCCCCUCCUGGAUGGUGACUAUCGCCUCUAUAUGACGAUCGGCUCCAUCAUCGCCUCGUCAUCAUAUUUCGGACUGGCUCCUCAUCAUUGUCAUCCGCACAUCGCGAUCAGCCUCUCGGGCGCGACGUGAUUAUUUCUCUCAAGACCGGCUCCCAGCGCCGAAGUCUUGUUAUAGCGAUUGGGCUCGCCAUCCCUUCCCGGACGGCGACCGUCGCCCCUAUAUGACGCACGGCUCAUCAUCGCCUCAUCCUCACAUUUAGACCGGCCCCAGCGCCGAAGUCCUUAUCUAGCGACCAGGCUCGCCAUUCCCUUCCUGGAUGGUGACUGUCGCCUUCAUAUGACGCAUGACUUAUCAUCGCCUCGUCCCCAUAUUCGGACCGGCUCACCAGCGCCAUCGUCCCCAUAUUCGGACCGGUUCGUCAGCGCCGUCGUCCUCAUAUUCGGACUGACUCAUCAGCGUCGUCGUCCUCAUAUUCAGACAGGCGUCCACCGCCUCGUCCCCCUAUUCAGAUAUAGCGAACAUCUUGCGGUCUCCGGCCGAAAGGCUAAAGGAGCCCAGAGUUCAGCCAUAUAUCGCUCCGUCAUCUUUAUUUGAUGACGCGAAGCUCAUUUGUAGGCCCAUCGGCCAUAUAUCGCUCUGUCAUCUUUAUUUGAUGAUGAAGAGCUCAUUUGUAGGCCCAUCGGCCAUAUAUCGCUCUGUCAUCUUUAUUUGAUGAUGAAGAGCUCAUUUGUAGGCCCAUCGGCCAUAUAUCGCUCUGUCAUCUUUAUUUAAUGACGAAGAGCUCAUCUACAGGACCAUCGGCCAUAUAUCGUUCUGUCAUCUUUAUUUGAUGACGAGGAACUCAUUUGUAGGCCUCUGAGCCACAUCUUGUUGCGUCAUCUUUAUUUGAUGACGCGAAGCUCAGUUGCAGGCCCAUCGGGCAUAUAUCGCCUCGUCAUCUUUAUUUGAUGACGCGAAGCUCAUUUACAGGCCCAUCGGCCAUAUCUCGCUCCGUCAUCUUUAUUUGAUGACAUGGCGCUCUCAUAUAGGCCUCUCUCGGCCAUACAUCACCCCGUCAUCUUUAUUUGAUGAUGUGGGGCUCUCAUGUAGGCCUCUCGGCCAUCCAUCGCUCCAUCGUCUUUAUUUGACGACGCGGAGCUCUUAUGCAGGCCCCUCGGCCGCACCAUCGCCCCGUCGUCUUUAUUUGACGACGUGGAGCUCUUAUGCAGGCCUCUGAGCCAUACAUCACCCCGUCGUCUUUAUUUGACGACGUGGAGCUCUUAUGCAGGCCUCUGAGCCAGACAUCACCCCGUCGUCUUUAUUUGACGACGGGGAGCUCUUAUGAAGGCCCCUCGGCCGCACCAUCGCCUCUUCGUCUUUAUUUGACGACGUGGAGCUCUUAUGCAGGCCCCUCGGCUGCACCAUCGCCCCGUCGUCUUUAUUUGACGACGUGGAGCUCUUAUGUAGGCCCCUCGGCCGCACCAUCGCCCCGUCGUCUUUAUUUGAUGACGUGGAGCUCUUAUGCAGGCCCCUCGGCCGCACCAUCGCCCCGUCGUCUUUAUUUGACGACGUGGAGCUCUUAUGCAGGCCCCUCGGCCGCACCAUCGCCCCGUCGUCUUUAUUUGACGACGUGGAGCUCUUAUGCAGGCCCCUCGGCCGCACCAUCGCCCCGUCGUCUUUAUUUGACGACGUGGAGCUCUUAUGCAGGCCCCUCGGCCGCACCAUCGCCCCGUCGUCUUUAUUUGACGACGUGGAGCUCUUAUGCAGGCCCCUCGGUCGCACCAUCGCCCCGUCGUCUUUAUUUGACGACGUGGAGCUCUUAUGCAGGCCCCUCGGCCGCACCAUCGCCUCGUCGUUUUUAUUUGACAACGUGGAGCUCUCGUACAGGCCUCUCGGCCCAUCGGCCUUACGUUCUGGUCAUCUUUAUUUGAUGAACCAGACAUCAUAUUGUGGACGGUCGCUCGACCCAUCCCUUAGUCAUCUUUAUUUGAUGACUAGGACUACUGAUCAUGAUGAGCUACCCACAUCUGAAGAUUGGCCUCGACCAUCCAGCAGACGGGCACCGCUACAGCUCCAUCUCCAGGCCGAAGGGCUCGCACCUUUUGUUUCAUUUUGGGGGCAUCCGGUGUACUCUUUUUCCCUCAUUAUGAUUUUUUCCCACAGGGUUUUUCCUAAUGAGGUUUUUAACGAGGCAUCUCCCCAUCGUGGAUCAAAAGGUGUCAACCCUCGGCCCCCUGUUGAAGACAUCAUCCGACACGCAUUACUCUACUCCUCUUCACCUCAUUACACUCGCCUCAAGGAGUGGGGGACUGGAAGAGCGGGGGACUUAGCGCCUCUGUUAACCAAAGAAGCAGAAAUUCAAAUUUUUGUUCAUGAAGUUUACUCACCAGACGGUGACAGAUCAGCACACAGUUCUACUCUCUUUCGCCUCGAAUACUCUCGACUCAGAGAGUGGGGGACUCCUGAUAGAGUAUAUAGACUCGGACCCCCGGGUCUCACGACUAUUGGGCCCGGACAGCGGCCCACACACAUCUUACGGAUAUCAUUUGUAUUAUUGUACUACUUAUAUGUCAUUUGUAUGUAACUAUGCACUAGAUUAGUCUUUUAUGUAGUUGGGCUACCGGGCCCAUAUUAGUGGCCCGGCCCGUUAUUCCUCUAUUUAUACUCCUUUUGGAGCUUGUAAACCCUAGAUCUCAAUUCAUUAUCAUUCUAUUAUUCAUCUUCUCC
Cuscuta europaea is the source of this 6613-nucleotide messenger RNA. NCBI's taxonomy places the organism in Eukaryota, Viridiplantae, Streptophyta, Magnoliopsida, Solanales, Convolvulaceae. The record is from the annotation of a GenBank genome assembly.